AUGACAUGUUCCAGGGGUGCAGGGAGCGGAAGUGAUUGUAACCCCUGGAGUAUCGACGAUGGAGGUUGGCCAUGCUCCGAAUGCACGUAUUUGAACCCUUCAUCCAGUUGGCGAUGCAAAGUAUGCGAGAUUGGACUCGGACCCGUUACAACAAAAGGCAAAGAUACAUUUCAGUUAAAGGAGAUACAAAAUGAAAUCCGGCUCGUUCUCAUCGGAAGAACAGGUGCUGGUAAAAGUGCCACAGGAAACACCAUACUCGGCGAGGAUGCGUUUGUGUCCAAAACAUCUAUGGCAUCAAUCACACGGAAAUGCUCGUCUGGAACCGCACAUCGUUUUGGGAAGGACUUACUAGUGGUAGACACACCAGGUUUAUAUGAUACUGGUAUGACUAAUGAGGACGUCACAAAGGAAAUAGUCAAAUGUAUCGGUAUGACGUCACCAGGACCGCACGCAAUAGUUCUCGUGGUAAUUAUAAGUCGAUUUACAAAAGAGGAACAGGACACAGUUCAACAUUUCUCCGAUAUUUUCGGGGAGGGGAUGUUCAAUCACAUGAUAGUGCUGUUCACACGCAGAGAUGAUCUGGACAGACAAAACAUUAAAAUACAAAACUGCGUUCAGCAAGCAACGCCGAAGUUAAAAGAAAUCUUACAGAAAUGCGAUCAAAGAUAUCUUGCGUUUGACAACACUCAGACGCCUGCUAUGAGGGAAAGAGACGCAGGACAAUUAAUUGAAUUAGUUAACGAUAUUACUAAAAGAAAUGGUGGCAAUUCUUACUCCAAUGAAAUGUACGCGGAAGCAGAAAAGCAGUAUAAAAGAAGAGUAGCGGAAAUUGAGAGUCAAAAGAAUAGAGAAAAGGAAUUUGAAAAGGAACGCAUAACCAGAUCGCUGCGAAUCGAAUUCGAGAACAAAAUUGGGAAAGUUCGCACCGAAAAGGAGAGAUUGCUACAACAAAGUCGUGAAAAGGAACGCCAACUUCGUUCAGAUAUAGAUAAACUAAAACUACGCAUUGAAGCUGACGCGUAUGUUAAAGAGCGUGUCAGCUUGGAGUGGGAGAGGCUUAAGAAAGAGAAUACAGAACAACUGUGUAACCAGAGAAUAAGAGAAGUUGAAGAACGUGAACGACAAUGUAGAGAAGAAUACAGACGCAGAGAACAGGAUCUACUCUCCCGAGUUGAAAAAAAGUAUAAAGUGGACUCAAGUUCAAUGCGUUCAAAAGUAAGGAAAGAGUAUGAAGAAGAAGACCAAGGGGCACUGUCACAUUUGUGGACUGGAAUAAAAAAUGUUGGAAUGGGUGUUGUCAAAGGUUUCAAGGCGGCUGCGAAAUUCUUUGGGUUUUAA
Molecule: messenger RNA, 1338 nt
Organism: Ylistrum balloti
Lineage: Eukaryota; Metazoa; Mollusca; Bivalvia; Pectinida; Pectinidae
Product: GTPase IMAP family member 7-like
Exons: 3
Coding region: 1-1338 (445 amino acids)
Molecular function (GO): GTP binding
Source: RefSeq, a predicted model, not a curated record